Molecule: messenger RNA, 378 nt
Organism: [Candida] anglica
Lineage: Eukaryota; Fungi; Ascomycota; Pichiomycetes; Serinales; Debaryomycetaceae
Source: the annotation of a GenBank genome assembly
AUGCUUUGUACUGUCAGGAGCUCGGCCGUAAGACUAAAAAAAAUAAUGCCAAGAUAUAGUUCUUCUCUAGUCGAUGUGUGUGAUGCAGGUCACGAUAUGCACACUGCAUACCCUCGCUGCGAGAUUGUUCAUGCUAACAUGAAAAAUAAUAUUAUUAAAGUUAUUGAUAAAAUAUCCACUUGAGCUACCAGGUAAUUGGUAUCCCCAGUGUAGGAGUUAUUGAUAAAAUAUCCACUUGAGCUACCAGGUAAUUGGUAUCCCCAGUGUAGGACUAAUUAUUCUUCACGAGUGUCUCUAAAUCUCUCUCAAGGUUAAUUUAUUACAAAUGUUGAAACUGUAGCAUUGAUCUUGAUAUUUGGAUAUUCAAGCCCAUACAUG